Schistosoma rodhaini is the source of this 5417-nucleotide messenger RNA. Lineage: Eukaryota; Metazoa; Platyhelminthes; Trematoda; Strigeidida; Schistosomatidae. The record is from the annotation of a GenBank genome assembly.
AGAAAGACAGUUGUUGUUUUCUUUUCUUUUCUCUUUUUUCACCUUGCAUAACAACACGAAAUUUCAAAUGAUAACAUUAUUUAACCUUUAUAUUGGAUAUAAUAUCGGAUAGAUCAGGAUUGAAUCCUUUCUAUUAACAAGUUAACUGAUUUCUUAUAGAAUAGAAAAUUCUAUGUUGCAUACCUAAUAUAUUGGUAAAAUGGGGCAUCAAAUACAUAUGAGUCACACAAGGCAGUUGAUUUGUGUGUGGGCUACGAUACUUCCCGGGUGCCCAAAUCGAAGCAGGUGGUUUACUGAGGGGGCCACACUAUUAUGAUCCACAAGACAAUGGAGCACUGUUAGGAGAUGCAGUCCUAUGGUAGCUAAUGACAGAUACGCCAUUUGUUCCUUCAGGAACCUGGAGCCCAUUGAAUUUCUUGUGUUUUACUUCAUGAAUUUUAACUCCAAUCGUUGGUACUUUCAUUCAGUUAAUCUAUCCUCAUAAUGAAUAUGUCAGUCAAUAAAAAACAAAUCGCUAAUCUUAACACUGAUUAUCAACAUAUAGAAAAAUGUAUGGAGAAACGUUUAUGGAGUGUAUUCUUCGCGAUAUCACUUGGAUGCUUUUUUGGUGGAAUAUUCAUCAUACUUGCAUAUAGAAUAAUAAUAUGUAUUAUAAUGUAUUUGAAAAGUAAACAAUCAGUCAAUUUAACUGAUUCACAUACCAAUCUAUCUCAUCGUCAUAAACAUGAUGGAAAUGAAUUUCAAUUACUUCAAAAAGAUACUACACCAGUAACAACUGAUGGAAAUUGGAUUAGUUCAACGGGAGAUGAAAUGUAUAAAACAACAUAUCAUACUAAGAAAUGUUGUUCUCAUUGUUGGACAACUAUCCAAUUGAUUUUUACUCAAGGUCGUUUCUGGGCUAUUCGACUUGUCAGUUAUGAUUGGAUACCUGGUAGAAUAUUUAUUGCAUUAUCAAUGAUAUUUAGUUUAACAUCUUUUAGUAUCUAUGCAUAUGAAGCAACAAUAUGGCCAUCAGAAAUUGAAAAAUGUGGUCAUAAAGGUCGAAAAUUUCGUUUAUUAGAUUUUACAAUGAAUAUUUUCUUUUUAUUACAUUUUAUUGUUCGUUUAAUUGCAUCAAGUGAUGUAUUAUUAUUUUGGAUUGAAUGGUAUUCUAUAUUAGAUUAUUUAACUGUACCACCGACAUUAUUUGGUUUUUUUAUUCAACGUACAUGGAUUGGAUUUCGUUUUGUACGUAUUUUUCGUUUAUGUAAUUUAUCUGAAGUAUUAAAUAACUUGAAUAUAAUUAAAUCAUCAUCUAGUUUACGUAUGUGUCAAUUAUGUACAUUAUUCAUAUCAAUAUGGUUUGCUGGUGCUGGAUUUUUUAAUUUAUUUGAAAAUACUGGAAAUAUAUUUGGUUCUAAUACAUAUAAUGUUAAUCAAUCAUUACCAUAUACAAUUGCAUUAUAUUAUAUUAUAGUAACUAUGUCAACUGUUGGUUAUGGAGAUAUUGUACCACAAACAUAUUUAGGUAAAGCAUUUAUAUCAUUAUUUAUUUUAUUUGCAUUAGCUACAUUUGCAAGUGCUAUACCAGAAAUAGUUGAUAUGUUUUUUAAUGUUAGUAAAUAUUCUGGUAAUUAUCAAAAAUUAGAAGGUAAAUCACAUAUUAUUGUUUGUGGUGAUAUAACAACUAAUUCAGUGAGAACAUUUUUAAAUGAUUUUUUACAUGAAGAUAGAAGAAGAUCAGAUGUUGAAGUUGUAUUUAUUAAUCGAUCAAAACCGGAUUUACAAUUGGAAAAUUUAUUAAGAUUACAUUUUUUAAGAGUUAAAUAUUUUAGGGGUUCUGUCAUGGAUCAUACUGAUCUUCAACGUGUCAAAAUGGAUAGUGCUGAUGCAUGUUUAAUAUUAGCCUCUGCAACAACCAAAGAUCCAUAUCAAACUGAUGCAGCAAAUAUCAUGCGUGUUAUAGCUGUAAAAAAUUUUGCUAGUCAUGUCAGAAUUAUUGUUCAAUUACUUCAAACUGAAAAUAAGGCUUAUCUAUUAAAUAGUCCAUAUUGGAAUUGGGAAUGUGGUGAUGAGAUUAUCUGUUUUAGUGAAUUAAAAUUAGGCUUUUUAGCACAAAGUUGUAUAGCUCCAGGAUUUUCUACAUUAGUUACAAAUUUAUUUACAAUGCACUCUAUUCGUGGAUUAAAAGAAGCGGCAAAAUUUACCAAAGUUUAUAUUGAUCCAUAUCAUUCAAAAAAUAUUCAUCAAUCAUCUUUAUUAACUGAUAACUUCAAUUCAAAUCCAUUUUCCACAGUAGUAUCGCAUAAAUCCCGGACAUUAACAAAAUCAAUACAAGAAGGUUAUUGUUCUUCAACUUCUCUUACUUUUAAAAAAGAUACAAGAAAAAUGAAAUGGUUAACUAAUUUACCCAAUAUGAUUAAAUCAUUAUUAAAACCAAAGCGAAAUGAACAAUCAAGAAAGAUGGAUCUAAGACUUCAAUCAACACAAUAUUCAAUGCUUACUAGAUCUUCUACAAUAUUUGAUCCAGAAUCCUUAAAUAAUGAUCCUUAUCAAUCAUCAUCAUUAUUAGAUUCAAAUAUAUGGGUUUAUAAUUAUUUACAUGGUGCUAGUAUGGAAAUUUAUUCAGCUGAAUUUUCUAUAGCAUUUAAUGGUUUACAAUUUACUGAAGCUGCUAUUAUAUGUCGAAAAUAUUUAGAUUUAUUAUUAAUUGCUGUUGUAGCUAAAGUUCAUAAAAAUACUGAAUUUUAUUUAAAUUCAUCUAGUAACAAUCAUAAUUCACAUGAUGAUAAUAACUAUGAGGAUGACGAUGAUGAUGAUGGCGAUGAUGGCGAUGAUGACGAUGAUGAUGGUGAUGGUGAUGAUGAUGCCAAUAAGAUUAAAUACUACUUAGCUAUCUCACCAACUCUAGAUAAAAAUGUUACCAUUCAUCAAGGAACUGUUGGCUUUUUCAUAUGUGAUUCACAAGAAAAUGCAAAUAAAGUUACAUAUUAUUGUAUAAAUUGUCAUACUAAUAAUUCAUCAACAACCAAUGUUAAAUCUUGCUCAUGCCAAUUGAAAGUACACAAGUCUAGUUCACAUUUGAAACCAACUGAAUGUUGUAAAUCUAAAAAGGAUUCUAAACAUAAUCAACAAAUAACAACUAAGGAUAUAAAAACAUGCUUAAUCAUACCAGAAUUUAAAGAAGAAUCAGAGAAGACAUCGAAUCCAUCAUCAGCAUUACAUCAGAAUGAUGAUGAUAUGGCUAUCAUUUCUGAUAAAGGUUUUAAUGAAUCUAAUUCAAAAUGUAAAACAUUAUCAAGUAGAAAUAGUCUUCAUUCAGCUUAUGAUACAGAAGAAUAUUAUUCAGAUAUUCAUGGAAAUCAACUUAGAAGAUCAAGUGAUACAGAGCUUCAUUUAAAAAAUCAUACAUAUAAUCCUACUUAUGAAUUUGAUAUUACAGGUAUGUAUUACUAUUGUGGCCGUCAAGAAUUUGAAGAUAAUCUAAUUACCCCAAACUCAUCUCAUAAGCAAUCACAUGAUUUAUAUAAUCAUAUUCUAGUAUGUAUUCUAGCUGAACCAGAUGCUCCACUGCUAGGACUUCAUUCAUUUGUUAUGCCAUUAAGAGCAAGCAAUUUUCAUCCUAAUCAACUAAAAACUAUACUGUUUCUAGGUGAUAUAAAAUUUCUACAAAGAGAAUGGUCAAAUAUAGCUAAUUUCCCAAAAGUUUAUACACUUGCCGGUAGUCCAUUAUCUAGAGCUGAUCUAAGAGCUGCACGUAUACAAUAUUCAUCAGUUUGUGUUAUAUUAGGAUCAAGAGGUACAGUUAAGGUUGAUGAUCCAUAUAUGUUGGAUAAAGAAGUGAUCUUAUGUACAUUGAAUAUAAGAGCAAUGCAAUUUUCUCCUUUUCAUCGUCAUAAAACAUUAGCACAUAAUAUUCUUAAACGUCGAAGCGGUUCUGAGAUUCCAUUGAUCACAGAAUUAAUGACAGACAAUAACAUACACUAUUUAGAUCCAGAUCAUUCAGGUGGAUUACAAAUUGCGGCUUCAUUAACUGCACCAUUUGCCAAAGGCAUUGCAUUCACUAGUUCUGUUCUUGAUGUAUUAGCAAGUACAGCAUAUUUUGAUCGUAAUUCAAUGACACUAAUACGCCAUCUUGUGACUGGUGGUGUUACACCAGCUUUGGAACAGUGGUUAGCUGAGGGCGGCGGUUUAAUUGGUCAUGAUGACCGGUAUUUCAAAGGAAAAGCCUUAUUCACUAAGAAUAUUCAAACCACUAGGAAAGAUAGGCGCCCAUUUCCCGGUCUCCUUGAAACAAGACAAAGACCACGAAUUGAACAAAUCUCUUUAACUAAUUCUCGUUUAAUCAAAACUGAUAACAAUGGUCAAAUAACUUUAUUUCGUAAUUAUGGCGAUUUAUUUUGUCAUGCUAUUCAACAAUAUGGAAUUCUAUGUCUUGGUAUUUAUCGUCUAUCAUUCAACAAAUUUAAUGGAUUAUCUCGUUUAGUUACAGUUCCAUGUAGCAUUAAACCAAAACUUAAUUCCACUGAUGAAUCAAUUCAAUUAAUAGAAACUAAGAGUCAUGCAAGUUGUCAAAAUAAUGAUAAACAAUUUGCAAAAUUACACAGACGAUUAAGUACAUGUGGAUUACCUAUAGACAGAGUACUACGUAAGCAUUCUUUACAAUUAAAUAGGAAAUCACUUAGUAUUGAGGAUACCCUACAACAACAACAGCAGCAGCAUGAUAAUCCAACAUCUAAUCAGAAUACUAACUUGGAAUUAAUUGACCAACAUUUUAAUAAAUUCGGAUUAAAUCGUUAUGUAAUAUCAAAUCCACCGAAUCAUUUUGAACUUUAUCCAACUGAUGUAAUAUUUUGCUUAUGUCCAUUUGAAAGUGAACUGAUGUAUUAAGCAGAUGAAUAUGAUGCUAGCUAAUAUGAUCAAUUUACUACUUGAUCAUUUUCAGAUUUUUUCCUUUACUAUUCGUUGUCUACUCAUUUUCCCUCACACCCUGUCUCUCGCUAUUUCUGUAUAUGUCUGUGUAUGUGCUAUUUCAUCAGAUUUUGUUUUAUUUAUUGCCUGACUUUUACUCUCGAAAUGUGUUUCCAGAAUUAUUAUCUCAUUUAUAAAUAUGUUACACAAACCUAAUUCAGUCACCUAAUCACUUAUUGAUUAGUUGAUCGAUCGACUCACUUGCUUUUAUGAUAACAGAUGGAAAUAAAACUGGAACAAUAUGCACCAACUUCUUCUUCUUCUUCCUCCUCCUCUUAAUUCGACUAAUUUAUGCACAUGUACAUGCUGUACCCAAAUGAUUAGUGAUAGAUUAUUGAUGAGUGAGCUUUCAAAGUGUUUCCCUUCAAUUUCCAAAAUAUCAAUGCAUGCUUUCCUAUCUCUUAAGUGAACAGUAUUGAAGACUGUUUGCACUAAAAACUUUAUCAAUAAACAACUUCAAUGAUUCU